AUGGCGGUCGAAGGCGUCGUGUCCUUCCGGAUCUCCCACGAGAGCGGCGGCAACGGGGCCGCCCCGAAGCAGUUCACCCUGGCGCAGGGCGAGGACAAGGCGAUCCGCAUCGGCCGGGCGCCCGGCAAUGACAUCCUCGUGGAGCACCGUGGGGUCUCCCAGUACCAUGCGGAGGUCCGGCUCGCGGAGGGCGGCAGCGAGCCGCGGCUCUGCAUCAGGGACCUGUCCAUGAAUGGCACCGGCCUGAAGAGGCCGGGCUCCGAGACGCCCUCUAGCUGCCCCAAGAACACCGACGACGCCCUGCCUGACGGUGCGGUGAUCCUGGUGCCGAUGAUGCUCAAGGCAGACGCGCAGCGGGCCUGGCUCAGAGUGCAGAUCCUCGAGGGCGAGGAGGCCGCCGCGGCCGCGGCGGCGAAGCCGCCGGCGCCGGCGAAGGCGCCGCGCAGCGCGGCCCCUGCGGCGCCGAGGAAGGAGGCGCGCCGGCGUCGCGCGGGUGCGGGCGCGGGCGCGGGCGAGGCAGCAGCGACGACGCGGCCAAGGAGGACGCGGAGAAGGCACGCGUCAGAUUCGUGGAGCUCCUGCUCAAGACCCGGGAGGUGA
Molecule: messenger RNA, 600 nt
Organism: Prorocentrum cordatum
Lineage: Eukaryota; Dinophyceae; Prorocentrales; Prorocentraceae
Source: the annotation of a GenBank genome assembly